This is a messenger RNA of Culicoides brevitarsis, 4899 nucleotides long. RefSeq names its product histone deacetylase 4-like. NCBI's taxonomy places the organism in Eukaryota, Metazoa, Arthropoda, Insecta, Diptera, Ceratopogonidae. Gene Ontology annotation, molecular function: histone deacetylase activity; transcription factor binding. Bases 837 to 4058 code for a protein of 1073 amino acids. The record is from RefSeq and is a predicted model, not a curated record. Gene Ontology annotation, cellular component: histone deacetylase complex. Gene Ontology annotation, biological process: negative regulation of transcription by RNA polymerase II. The transcript is spliced from 12 exons.
GUUUGCAUCAUUCCUAAAAUAAAUAAUUUGUAAUGUAACAGAAAGGAAUCAUAAUUUCCAGUUUUCGUCACCAAAUGUGUGUAAAACAAGUGUUAAGCAUACAUAAAUAAUAUGCAACGAUCAAAAGAAAUUAAUUAGUUUCAUUUUAUUCGGGAAACACCACAAAGUAGAUAAUGAAAUUUAAUUUUUAUUAUUUACCAUUUUCUUCAUUUUACUUUUCGAAACAUAUUUAGUCAACCUAAAAUAUACAAAUACACUUGUCCUAGAAUUUCUCGUUCUCUGAGGAACAGAAGCAGGAAUAAAUUAGUUUUCACAAAACUUAUAUUUAGGUUUUGUACUAAAGACAAAUACAGAUUAAGUUCAUACUAAUCAUUUAAUGGUUAAUCAUUUAUAUAUUUUACGCAUAUUUAAAAUAUUAAAAAAAAACUAUGUAAUCCUGGUAGUUUUGGGCCAGAAAAAAAGAAACAAAAGUGUGACAACAAAAGGUGAUAAAUGUUUGUGACAAGUAAAUUCUAGAUACUACUAGAAAUAAUAAUAAUAAAAGUACAGCAUAUUCAAUAAGUGCAAAAAAUUGAAUUAAAUAAUAAAACACAAUAUAAAAAUAUUUAUUUCAUAUUUUGAACAAAUAAAGUAGAAAUUAUUUACACGUUUCAAUUCUUACAAAAUGAUAAGAUUGUGUAUCAACAACGGAAAAUUUUCUGUGUCGCAGUAUGAAAAAAUCUUAUAAGAAAACAUACUUUUACAUAUGAAAUAUACAUUUGCUUAAAUUUCAACUUGUACUUUGUCUUUAUCAAAAUACCCAUAAAAUAGUGUGUAAAUUUUUAAAAAAUAUAAAUAUGUCGAAUAACAUUACAGAUUCAGAAAUGACGCGAGAUUCUGCAGUUUCUCGAGAUCGGGGUAUUGUUGUUGUAUCGGAGAACGCAAAUAUAACAAUGACAAACUCUCAAACUGGUCAACCAAAUACGGAAGAUAUCAAUCAACAAAUCUUAGAAUUGAGGAAAGAACAGGAAUUUCAAAAACAAAAACUAUGGCAGGCAUUUCAAGAAAAAAACAAAGAGCUUGAAUUGCAACAUAAGCUUCAAUUGGAACAUAAAUUACAAUAUGUGGCGUACCUUCAAUAUGGCGUAUUCCAGGAAUUAAGAGAACAACGGCUUGCGGAAGAGCAACAGCAGCGGGAACGAAGGGAAAGAGAUGCUUUAAGACAACAAAAGGAAAAACCGCAAAAUUGUAGCGCAAAUGCUAGCACAGAAGUAAAACAAAAAUUACAAACAUUUUUGAUGCAAAAAAAACAAGCAGCUGCCUCAAAUGGCAUAUCCAUGCCUAAUUCAUCUCCUUACAGGAAUUGGGGAGUGAUAAAAAGUUCAUCUGGAGAAUCAUUACCUAAUUCAGGUGCUGCAGUUGGCUCACAUCCAUAUAAAAUACCUCAACCUCAAACUGUUAUUUCAAAAUACGAUUCAGACUAUCCAUUAAGAAAAACAGCGUCUGAGCCAAAUUUGCUGAAGAUUCGCCUGAAGCAGAGCGUUAUUGAACGCAAAGCACGUGCAGGUCCUUUAGGAAGUAAGCGACAUGAAAGGAUACUUCAAGCAGCGCAACGUAGGCAAAAACACCAUAACCAACAUGUAAAUAGUACAAAUUCAACAGCUGACUCUAGCCCCACAUCACCACCAAUUAUUGGUUCGAGAAACUCACCAACGAGCGCUCCAAUCGCUGAAGAAAAUGAAGAUCAGUCUUAUGGCAGUGCUUCGCGGUCAAAUAUUAAUGAUUUGUCAUUAUUUAGUUCACCUUCAAUGCCAAAUAUAUCAUUGGGGAGAUCGCAUUUUCUCAACGCUCACAAUGUAAAUCAAAUGGCCCUACUUGCCCAGUUGCAUAGUAAUUCCACACACUCGAUUUCUGGAAACCCAUCAGGAUCCUCUAGCUCUCAGCAGCAGCAACAACAACAACAACAACAACAACAAACUUAUUUACCUUUAGAACUCGCCGAAGUUCCACAAGGUGUAAUGAUUCCUCCACCCACUAUGCAUUUGACCACCUCACAAUUAGCAGUAUCUAAUCAAAGACAUGCUCUUUCAAUUUAUGGACAUCCUCAACCGAUAACCGAUGCGCAAGUAGCACAAGCACGUCUUUAUAAGCAGGGACAUCGUCCUUUGGGUCGAACUCAAUCAGCUCCUCUCCCAUUAGGACAUCCCAUGUUGACGGGCGCUAUUCAUAUGCAAAUAAAUCCGACACACUAUGAAAACAGUGAGGCUGAGAGACAAGCGUAUGAUGCACAGAUGCAACUGAAACAAAGAAUUCGUCCAUCGCCAUUCAACAGAUCUGGGUCAAACAACAUCCUUAAAGAAGAAGAUAUCAAUGAGGCUAUUGAUUUAACCGACAAAAGUGGUCCGCCACGUUCUAGCGUGACAAACAACAGUAAUAACUGCAUUACUGGUGAAGAUGACGCCAAAAUGCGGGAUCAAGAAUACUUACAACAACAGCGAGAAAUUUUGAUUCACAAUUCUAUAGCGGCACAAAUGCAGUGUGCUAAUUCAGAAGACUUAUCUAAGUACCACCGCACACCUCACCACAUCCGUCCCUUAUCACGUACCCUUUCUAGUCCACUUGUAGUAACAUCACAACAACUUCCGUCAUUGUCUUCACAAAGUCAUUCUAUAGGAGAUACAAGCCAGAGCAGCAGUGAACACUUGCCUCCACCAGUCAACUUGUCUAUUUCGGAAAAUAAAUCACCCGAACUUUCAUCUUUGUCCUAUAGUUCUUCAUUAUCAAUCAAGCCCACAACUGGCCUAGCGUUCGAUAGUUCAAUGUUGAAACAUGCCUGUGUAUGUGGAGAUAACUCGUCGCAUCCUGAGCACAGUGGACGGUUACAAAGUGUUUGGGCGCGACUUAUGGAAACAGGAUUAGCACUCCGUUGUGACCGGUUGAGGUCACGCAAGGCCACACAAGAAGAGCUUCAAGUGGUCCACACAGAAACACAUGCAACACUCUUUGGAGCCAGUCAGAUAAAUCGACAAAAGCUUGAGGCCAGUCGUGUGAGUUUUGUGCGAUUAGCUUGCGGUGGAGUAGGAGUUGAUCUUGAUACAACAUGGAAUGAGCACCAUACCGGAACAGCGGCUCGUAUGGCAGCAGGUUGUGUUAUAGAUCUGGCCUUCAAGGUUGCACGCGGUGAUAUCAAAAAUGGAUUUGCUAUAGUUCGCCCUCCCGGCCACCAUGCAGAACCUAACGCUGCAAUGGGAUUUUGUUUCUUCAACUCGGUGGCGAUAGCAGCUCGUUUAUUAAAACAGCGGCUGCCCGAUAUUCGACGCAUAUUAAUUGUCGAUUGGGAUGUCCAUCACGGCAAUGGAACGCAACAAGUGUUCUACGAGGAUCCCGAUAUUUUGUAUUUGUCAAUUCAUCGACACGACGAUGGAAACUUUUUCCCUGGCACUGGUGGACCAACAGAAUGCGGUGUUGGAAGUGGAUUGGGCUUUAAUGUAAACAUACCGUGGUCAAGCGGUUUAAACCCACCGAUGGGAGAUGCCGAAUAUUUAGCUGCUUUUCGAACAAUAGUUUUACCAAUAGCACGCGAAUUCUCUCCAGAUAUUGUAAUUGUAUCAGCAGGUUUUGAUGCAGCGGUUGGCCAUCCGGCACCUCUAGGUGGAUAUGUUGUCUCUCCGGCAUGUUUUGGACAUCUGACAAGACAGUUGACUCAACUUGCAAAUGGCAAGGUCGUGCUUGCACUUGAAGGUGGAUAUGAUUUGCCUGCCAUUUGUGAUUCUGCUCAAGAGUGUGUAAAAGCACUUUUGGGUGAUGAAAUUGCUCCAAUAAGUGAUAUUGAACUACGAAGAACUCCUUGUCCGUCUGCCGUUGAGACUCUUCAAAAAACAAUAGCUAUACAAAUUACAUAUUGGCCUUGUUUAAAACAAUUAGUUCAUACAGUCACAUUAUCUACUUUGGAAGCACUUUCGAGCGAGAGGGAUGAGUCAGAGACUGUUAAUGCUAUGGCUGGUUUAUCAAUGCAGCCGCCCAAUCGGACAACGAAAAUAACAACAGAAGAACCGAUGGAUCAAGAUGAAUUAAAAUAAGAUUGUCGAUUAAACAUCACAGAAAAAUUAGUUCAUGAUAAGUUUUUCAAAUUGAAAAAUGUGAAUAUCUGCAUUUUGGUAAUAAUUUGUAUUGCUUUGAAAUUGCAUACAUAAAAUUGAUUAGCACCUUAAACUGCCCACAUUGAGAUGUGUAACAUUAAGAAGAAAGAAGUUGCUACUUAUUCGUAUUUAAUAUGAAUAGUAUGUAUAUGUUUAUUGAAAAGCACUGAAUAUGUUAAUGUUAUAACAAAUUCUUGAAAAUCAUUGUAAAGUCAUUCAUGACAUUUCAAUUAAAUCAGACACUGGCCUUUAAAGUCUUUUUGAAUUAUAUAGAUAAAAAAUAAGUGAAGUUACAAAAUGUUGUUACUCAAGUUUUACACAUUUACACUUUUUAAAACUCAAAAAUAUUUAAGAAAAGAGAAUGGAAUAAGCACAAUUACACACAUUUCAGCAUAUUUACUCUGAAUGCUGAAAUUAAAUAUCAUAUGCAGCAAAAGUCAGUGCUAAAUUAAAUCUGAUAGGUAGUUUAACUUUAUGGUUUUAAUAUUUAUCAUAGUUACUAAAAAUUUCUGUUAUUGUUUUUUUUUUGUCAAAUACAAUAUAUUACCAAUACUUUUGUACCCUCCAAAAACACAAAUUAAUCCAUGUCAAAUCUUUAUAUAAUACAAUUAAACCAUUGAGGUUCAAAAUCAAUUCAAUGUGGAAUCAAUGCUAUCAGCACAGAAAUAUUAUGUGUUUUGACUGUAUUAAUAAAUACAAACGUAUAUUUAAAUAUUGUUAUGAUUAUAUUCUAUAUUAUUGACAUACAUUAUAUAUAUAUAUAUAGAUGAGAUGAUAUAAA